This is a messenger RNA of Cicer arietinum (chickpea), 1025 nucleotides long. Its product is annotated as transcription factor MYB59. Gene Ontology annotation, molecular function: DNA-binding transcription factor activity; sequence-specific DNA binding. The record is from RefSeq and is a predicted model, not a curated record. Lineage: Eukaryota; Viridiplantae; Streptophyta; Magnoliopsida; Fabales; Fabaceae. Gene Ontology annotation, cellular component: nucleus. Gene Ontology annotation, biological process: regulation of DNA-templated transcription.
GUUCCUUCAAGCCUAUCUAAGAAGCAUAAAUCCUGUUUCCUCUGAUAAAAGAUUGAAGACUCUAAUGGCACAAGAUGAAAUAUCACGAAAAGGGCCAUGGACAGAGCAAGAGGACUACAAAUUAGCAUAUUUUGUUGGGUUAUUUGGUGAUCGUAGAUGGGACUUUAUAGCAAAGGUUUCAGGUUUGGAAGGUGGCGGGAGAGAGUAAUAAAUAGGUUUGAAUCGUUCAGGUAAAAGUUGCAGGUUACGUUGGGUUAAUUAUCUUCACCCUGAUCUCAAACGUGGCAAGAUGACUCCACAAGAACAACACCUUGUCUUGGACCUUCACUCUAAAUGGGGAAAUAGAUGGUCAAGAAUUGCUAGAAAGCUACCGGGACGAACAGACAAUGAGAUAAAGAAUUAUUGGAGGACACACAUGAGGAAGAAAAGGGCACAAGAGAAAAAGAAUGAAACACCUUCAAUUUCAUCAUCACCUGAAUCUUCUAGUUGUCAAUCUUCACAUUCAUCAAAUAAUAAUAACCAUGGUGUGGAUUCACAUGAUGGUUCUAAAGAUGGUGGAGAAGAAAGCUUUUAUGAAAACCAAGUACAAGAAGAUAUUGAACAGGGUUACUCUAUGGAUGAUAUAUGGAAAGAUAUUGCUAUGUCAGAAAAUGACAUUAAUAAUCUUGAUAAACCUGUUUAUGAUGGACAUAGUAGUGAACCUUUAAUGCCUUCUACAUCAUGGGAGGAUUAUUCUUCAGACCCAUUAUGGGUUAUGGAUGAUGAAGAAAACAACUUUUUAUUCCCUAUAGGUGACCAAUAUUUUUCCUUCUACGAUCAACAAGGGAGUACAUUUCUAAUCGGUUAAUUAAUCAAGAUUAUUCUUUUUUCAACAUUUUGUUCAUAUAUGUGUGUUAUGUUACUAUGUCAUAAGAAAGCCUAAUUAACCCAUAUAUUAUAAUAUAUGUAUUUCAAGUCUUAAGCAUCGUUGUGUAAUCAAUCUCAAAAGUUAAAUGACAGAUGUUUGAAUCUUUUAAUCAUUUAAA